AGACGACCCAAACGCAUCACAAGGCAAAAUAAGGCGAAUAGGUCCCUCUCUGUUUAGAUAGCAUUCCAGCUAACUUUGCAGUAACCAUGCCAGGGAAAUGUAAAUUCCAGGAUUCCUGGCUGACGAAGGACGCUUUCAAGGACUGGCUGGUCAAAGAUGCCGAUGACAUCCACUUCGCUCGGUGCAGGGCUUGCUGUAAAUCAAUCAAACUUCAGACCAUGGGCGAGGCUGCGCUCACCAGCCACGCAGGCGGAGCUGGACACAAAGCGGCUGUCCGCAAGCUGCUGGAAGGUAGUUUAGGUGGUGAUAUAAGGCAGCUGAAUGGCAAAAUCAAUCAGAUGGAGAAGAGAAAAGAUCCAAUGGCCCUCAGCAUUCAGGGUGAGGCUUUGGACAGAGUCGCAGGAAACGAUUGGUCAGAUCUCCACCAGAGUCCCACUUCAAACUCCAGCUCCCACAAUGCAGAGCUGCAGGAAGGAGCAUUUCCUGUUGCCUACUUCACAGCCCCAGGAACCUCAAGGAGCAUCAACCAUCAUCUUCACCCAUCUGAGAUCAAGGAGGAGGAUGUCAACCGCCGUUUUUCUCAUCAUGACACUGUGGACCUUACAAGAUUUGAACUUGAGCAGCGGACAGAGGCGCUGGAGCAGCUGGAACAGAUGAAGAUCCUGGAGUGGGAAAACAGGAUGAAGGUGCUUGCAUGGGAGCAGGAGCUGGUGAGGGAGAAAAGGAAAGCAGCUCGGCAGAAGCAGAAGGCCUUCAGGAUGAAAAAGGCCUACUACAAGGCCAAACUCAAGAGGUUAGGAGAAGACGUGCCACCAUCCUCCUCUAGCAGUGGUGAAGAAGAAGAAAAGAUAUCUGAGCUUCAUGGUUGAUUUGAUUCCAUUUUUCUGGGAAUGUUUCAUUUCUGUGUUGUUUGUCUUUAACCUUGGGACAUUUUUAUAGAUUUAUACUAUUUGAAGGUAUAGAAGGCCCUGUAGUAAGAUAUUUGGAUUAUUUGAAAUAACCUGAGAGCUUUAAGACUGAAUUUUUUUUUCCCCAUCAAAGACUAAAGGCCAGUUAGCUCCUAACUAGAAACAUCCAGGUAAUCACGCUUGGAUAUGCAUAGUUUGGAAAACCAAUAACUGACCAAUCUUCCUUCCUUACUCCUUUGCCCUUUGUGCUUUUGCUUUCUUACACCUCAAUUCCUCAGUUGGGUUAUUCCUUUCCUUCUCCCCUUUUGACUGCCACCUUCUUUUUGUCCUUUCUUCCCUCCAUCCUUGAUCCCUUCAUUCCCUUCAGGUUAAAAUUUUUUGUCCAGAUAUAUUUAUCAGCUGUUCACAGAGAAAUAUCUGCCACAAAAUCUCAUUGAAUGUUUAAUAUGUUGUAUUUUAAAGAAGAUAAAAGACUGAGUCUGGAAAAACCCAUUUUUUUUUACAGGAGUAGCAUGUAUGGACCCUGAUAAUCUAUUUAUAACUGAUGCUUGGAUUAAAAUGUACAGGUUUGUUUAUACAGCAGCUGGUUCUGUGGCCUCCUCAGACCCACCCUGCUGAAAUGAACAAAUCUCAGUUUUCCAAUCACUAUUACAAUAUUCCAAACACUGCAAAAAAAAAAA
This is a messenger RNA of Cyprinodon variegatus (sheepshead minnow), 1588 nucleotides long. RefSeq lists its product as uncharacterized. The record is from RefSeq and is a predicted model, not a curated record. The transcript has 5 exons. NCBI's taxonomy places the organism in Eukaryota, Metazoa, Chordata, Actinopteri, Cyprinodontiformes, Cyprinodontidae. Bases 87 to 869 code for a protein of 260 amino acids.